Oncorhynchus keta (chum salmon) is the source of this 663-nucleotide messenger RNA. Its product is annotated as piggyBac transposable element-derived protein 4-like. The coding region runs from base 1 to 663 and encodes 220 amino acids. NCBI's taxonomy places the organism in Eukaryota, Metazoa, Chordata, Actinopteri, Salmoniformes, Salmonidae. The record is from RefSeq and is a predicted model, not a curated record. The transcript is spliced from 4 exons.
AUGUGUGAUAAACAAACUGGCGCCGAUAAGAGAGGUCUGAGAGAAGUGGGUGGAGCAUCUGAGCAACUGGUUCCAUUCAGAGGUCGCUGUCCUUUCCGGCAGUAUAUGCCCAGCAAGCCAGCAAAGUAUGGCAUCAAGAUAUGGGUGGCCUGUGACGCACAAUCCAGCUAUGCUUGGAAGAUGCCAGUCUACACAGGGAAGCCGACCAGUGGAGGCCCGGAGAAGAACCAGGGGAUGCGGGUUGUGUUUGAUGUGACAGAUGGACUGAGGGGGCACAAUCCUGAGCUCUCCCCUGCACUCCUCGCAACAAGGGGGAGAGAGGCCUUCUCAUCAAAGUUUGCCUUCACCCCCACCACCACUCUAGUUUCUUACCUCCCAAAGAGAAACAAGAAUGUGGUCCUCCUAAGCACACUGCACAAAACUGCAGAGAUCAGUGAUCGUGAGGACAGGAAGCAAGCCAUCAUCCUGGACUACAACCACAACAAAGGAGGUGUGGACAACCUGGAAAAGGGGAUUGGAACUUACAGCUGCAGGAGGAUGACUGACCGCUGGCCCCUGGUCCUCUUCCCUAACAUCAUUGAUGUGACUGGUGAAGAGGAAUGCCAAUGUCUGGACUCUCCAGACCACAGUUUAGGGAAGUAUGGUCUGACUGAAGAUGAGUAG